Messenger RNA from Orbicella faveolata, 2545 nucleotides. Its product is annotated as adenosine receptor A2b-like. Gene Ontology annotation, biological process: G protein-coupled receptor signaling pathway. Gene Ontology annotation, cellular component: membrane. Lineage: Eukaryota; Metazoa; Cnidaria; Anthozoa; Scleractinia; Merulinidae. Gene Ontology annotation, molecular function: G protein-coupled receptor activity. The record is from RefSeq and is a predicted model, not a curated record.
CAUGCGAUUUUUAAAUGGUGCUUCCCAAAUCCCACCAGCCCCCCCUCCCUCCUAAAAAAUGAACGGUCCCUAAGGGAUCAAAUUUUGAAACCUCCCCGACAUACAUGUAGCUGUAUAAAAGUUGUUUUCCGGACAGAAAUCAUUUUGUGUCGUUUUCUCCUCUCUUCAGAUUUUGGCUUACUCUACGUUCAAACGUGAGGGCCCGACCGGUGAUUGUUGCGAUUUUAAACGCCUCCGGCGUUGCGUGGACGGAAAACACUUGACGCGCUUUCAGAGUGAAACUUCCGUUUUCAAAUUCCUCCCGCGUAGCGCGGACGGGGCCUAAGUUUGGUCGCCUUUUAUUCAGCGAAAAACUUUGUGAACUUCAGAGCCUGCUGCACGCACGUACCAAAAUUAUUUUCCGCCCUAAUAAACGUCGAUCUUUACAUGUACUGAACGCAAUACGCAUUUGAGUCCGCUUAAAUAAUUUAGUUCGACCGUUGAUUCAGAAUUCGCAGCUAAUGGCGUCGUCUUACUCGACACAAAAUCUUUGAGGUAAAAUACGUUUUAUGUUACAUAACCUUAAGGUACGCUUUAGAUUCGGCACGUGAGCCGACGUGAGGUUCGACGUCUGAAUCGAAGUCGAACUCUUGCCGUUCUAUUUGACUGCCGUAGUCGAACAGAACGUCACGGUCGAUCGCAAAACAAUUGUGUCGAUUGUAACUGAUUCAGAAGUCGAACUUUCCGUGUACCUAAUAGCGAGAUCAUGGCGAGAUUCACCAUUAGGUUCGGCACAUGUACACGUUUGAAUCGGCACUAACACGACUGAUUUCAAUUUACCGGUAAAUGAACCAUGAACCAAUCAGCUGCAGGGGCGACAAUGCUUCAGCAGCCCACUAGAACUCCCAAUGGGACGGGCAAUCCUGGCACGUGUUAAAAACUUGUUUUUGAAUGCGUAUUUUUAAACACGCAUCCGAAACAAGUGCUAUCCUUAAGAUUUUAAAAACUUCACUGGACCGGUGUCUGGAUGUGCCUGAUUCCGAGUGAAAGAAACUGAAAUCUUAAUUACCGUCGCCGGCUUUACGAGUCAUGCAGCACUGAAACUGAAACAGUUUCGAAAGAAGUUCUUUAAGUUUCACGUGCACAAGAAAGAGGUGAAAUCUCGUCAAUGGAGUCGAGUCGAAAUUGUUCAAAUUCUUUAUUGUGUGGUUCCACCACUCCAUCCAUCGACGAGAAGGAAGGAUGCUUUCUUUUAGACGUGAACUUUGAUUCAGCGCAGUACCUCUACGUCGCACACAUUUUGACCUCGAUCAUCAACAUUGCCUCCUCCCCGAUGGCCGUCGCUGGAAACUUCAUCGUGAUGUACAGUGUUUGGAAAAGCCCCUCGCUUCACACGCCAUCGAACGUCUUCAUUUGCUGUCUCGCCUUCAGUGAUUUAACGGUUGGUCUGUUGGCGCAACCUUUCUUUGUUAUUCACAAGAUCGGCGAGAUUUCGCGACGCUUCGAUAUGUACUGCACCACCAGGAUUUUGCUCGAGUCGUUGGGAAAUGUAACUGCAGGCGCUUCGGUGAUCACGAUGUCUGGAAUGGCCGUGGAAAGGUGUCUUGCCUUGUUUUUCCACUUGCGCUACAACGAAAUCGUGACCGCCAGGCGCGUUCUUUUCGCGGUGGCGUGUUUCUGGAUGGUUUUCAUCGCCCUGGCUGCGUUUCGGAUUUCUCUCAUGGCCCCAGAUAUUUACAACAAUAUUCAGAUCGCGAUCAUUUCGCUGAGUUUGUUUUCUACGUAUCUCGCCUACAUAAAGAUUUUGCAAUGCGUUCGGAAACACGAGCGGCGAAUUGAGAUAGCAGAGAUUGAAGUUAUCAGGUCAUCUCUACAAAUGGUGCAAAAGACGGGGCACACGAGGAACAUGAAACGCUACAAGAAAUCAGCAGUCGCCAUGAUAUUCGUGGUCGGGUUUUUUACAGCGUGUUAUCUACCAUUCUUGUGCGUUAAAUUGGCGCAAAAGGUCUGGGGAUACUCGACCCCGGUAAAAACGGCCUAUCUGUAUGCAACAACGAUUGCCUUCCUCAACAGCUCGCUGAACCCUUUCGUUUACUGUUGGAGGAUAAACUCUUUGCGACAUGCAGUGAAGAAGGUUACAAAAGAGAAACUUUGCAACUAAGUGGCCAUAGCCUCUGAAACGUUUUACGAGAUAAACACAUCGUAACCUUGUUGCGGUUCAAAAGUUCGAUUCAUGUAAAUUGCUUGAGUUUUUUUUUAAGCAGAAAUGUUUGGUUCGAAACCAAUGACAAUUAAGUUUCGAUAGUAAUAGAAACAUUUUUAAUUAAGACCGAAAAUGGGUUUCACUUUUUUUUGAGGGUUUCAUUUUGCUUAACACAUCAUAACUUGAAGGCUCUUAAAGAAUAAGAUGAUAAUCGACUCUGAAACUUUAAUUAUCUCGUUAUUCUAGUUUGAGCAGUUUUACACCGUUUCUGAUUGCGGCCUUGUCUCUACAGGCGCCAAACAACUUUCAAUGCUAAUUUCUGUCUAAGUUUCUUAAUAGAGUUAAACAGGUUCAUUGUAAACA